Aspergillus heteromorphus CBS 117.55 is the source of this 860-nucleotide messenger RNA. Its product is annotated as HpcH/HpaI aldolase family protein. The coding region runs from base 30 to 854 and encodes 274 amino acids. Gene Ontology annotation, molecular function: aldehyde-lyase activity. The transcript has 5 exons. NCBI's taxonomy places the organism in Eukaryota, Fungi, Ascomycota, Eurotiomycetes, Eurotiales, Aspergillaceae. The record is from RefSeq and is a predicted model, not a curated record. Gene Ontology annotation, cellular component: cytoplasm.
CUGACUCACUCGAUCGCAAGUCCCUAGAUAUGGCGUCAUUCACAGGUCUAUCCAACCCGCUGCGUGCGGUCUUCACCGAAGGUGAACGCCCGAGUUUGGGCGUUUGGCAGAUGUUUCCCGGGGCCAAUAUUUCUCGGGCGCUGGCAAAGACGCCGGAUAUUGACUGGGUGUUGGUGGAUUGUGAGCAUGGGAACAUCGAUGAUGGCGCGAUGCAUGAUGCUGUUCCAGCCAUUGCCGCCCUCGGUGUAUCCCCCAUCGUGCGAGUUGCUGAUAACCAGUCGUGGAUGAUCAAGCGUGCCCUGGACUGUGGUGCCCACGGCAUUCUAAUCCCCCUCCUCCGCACGGCCCAAGACGCCAGAGAUGCCGUCAACGCCUCGAAAUUCCCCCCUUGGGGCAACCGCGGGUUCGGAUCGCCCUUCGCCAUGGAGCGAUUCAACCCGGUCCCCUCCAUGACCGAGUACCUGCAACACGCCAACGCUAGCCUCCUGACGAUGGUCCAGAUCGAGACGAAAGAGGCGCUGGCAGAGGUAGAAGACAUUGCAGAAGUGCCGGGCAUUGACGUUCUCUUCAUCGGACCUUUUGAUCUUGGUAACAACAUCGGCCACCCGGUGAUCAACGGCGAGAUCAAGCCCGAGCUCAACGCGGCCAUCGUUCGCAUUAGAGAUGCGGCUCGCGCGGCGGGGAAGAAAUCCGGCAUUUUCUGUACGUCCGGUGCGCAGGCGAAGCAUUUUGCGGAUAUGGGCUUUGAUAUGCUUAGCAUCUCGACGGAUGUAUCGGGCUUGUCGCAUGCCAUGACUGAGGCGGUUAGUCUGGCGAGGGGAGAGGGGAAGGUUGAGAAGAAGGCGUCUUACUAGUCUGGC